Molecule: messenger RNA, 8083 nt
Organism: Porites lobata
Lineage: Eukaryota; Metazoa; Cnidaria; Anthozoa; Scleractinia; Poritidae
Source: the annotation of a GenBank genome assembly
AUGAAGUUCUAUUGCACAGAGUAUUCUACUCAUUAUGGAAAGGAAGGUUUCAUACCAAGAACUGGACGCCAUUAUGGCACAGGAUAUCAAUCUAAUUUUAGACCAGGGGUGUAUUACAGUCGACGUCUGGACGAGCUUGACAACCCAGCAAUGGGGUAGGUUAUGCAUACAUUCUUGUAUUUACAACGGCCAAAAAAAAAAAACUAUAUUAAUAUAAUAAUAAAUAUUUAUAUAGCACCUAUACUUUUCAGUGCUAAGCGCUAACUAACUCUAACUGGCUCUAUUGAUAGUAAAUACAUUGACAAAUAUCAUUGUACAGGUGUAUGCAAGCACAUUAUUGUUUGUUGCGUAGGAUACAGGAGGGGCAGAAUUACUUGCGUCACUCUUAGACAAACCCUUUAAGUGCUGGUCCUAAAAGUGUUGAUCUUGGAGAGAGUGGACAAUACCAUCAUGUAAACAACUAGCUAGUUUCCAGCAUAAUAUACUCUACUGGCAUUUUUGUUGUUGUCUUGCAGUCGUCUCUUAACAGACAACUAUUCAUCCAUUACCAAGAAACACUUCUUGCCAUCAAAAGGAUCAAGUGGCACUGACCCCUUCUCUAGAGGGCUGUAUAUGACAGCAACAAGUGGUUUUGUCAAAGACAUUCCUGUCACCAUUCCACGAUCAAGACAGGUUAGCAAAAGUAAUAUGUUUCACGAAUCUACUUAGCCCCUACAUUUUUCAUUUAAUUAUAAUUACAAUAAAAAUUUUGCUGCUGUAUUUUUUGUAGGGCAAUCACAGGUUAACACAACUAUAAUCCAGACAAUGUAUGACUUUGUUUUAAUGUAGUAUCAACCUCUGUAACCCUAUCCCUAACUUAGUGAGUUACAGGCCAGGGUUGAUUUGAUCCAGUGCAUUAUAAGUUUUGUUAUUGACUCAAGUUUCUCCAGCUAAAUAGAUAAGGUAUUUUUUGUAUGAACACUUUGCAAUUUAAUAUCUGAUACGUGUAGGUGAGGGAUGUUCAUAUUGACACCAAAGCUAAGGGCACAGUUUACCCAUUCCAUCGUCCAUUGUUGCACACGCUCAAAGCCAAGGAUCCAAUCGGCAGGGAAAAUGCUUUCCAUGUAAGUACUUGUCAUACAUUACUUCUGGAGUAAAGUUCAAGUACAGGUACAGACAACUCCCAUUAUUGCCUUACCCCUGGGACCACUGCAAGUUAGUGUCCUUAAUAAUACUGUAACAAGAGUUCAAUUUAGAGGAGUGCAGCUGGAAGAAAUUUCAUUCAAAAUAUUUGCUUUUAAAGAUAUCAUGUCUUAAUAUUUAGUCUGACUGUAGAAUGAACCAAGUCUAGCACAGAAAAUAACUAUUUGCAGGACAAACUGGUAUUGAGACUGGAAAGUUGGUCUUAAGACAGACUAGUCUUAAGACUAACAGUUUUGAGGCGGGAAAGUUGGUCUUAAGACAGGUCAGGAGAAGAAUGAAUGUUAAGGAUCUGUUUAAAUAAUAAUUAUUGAUACAUAUGCACGUAACAGAAAAAAUAAUGCUAACCUUACUAAAAAGGUAUUUAACUUUGGUAAAAACAGAAGAUCAGAAAAAAUCCUGCUGUCUUUUGCAAAAAGAGUAAUAUGGAACAAUAAAAUCAAGUGCUGACAAAACUAAAAACUUACAGGUAGGCAGGUACAUGUAAGUCCAUAUUUAAAAGCGAGAAUUUGCAAUAAUGGGAGUGUUUGAGUUAAACUUUAUAUUUUUCACUGGCCAUUUAGCAGCUGUCUACAUUAGCAAGGUCUCCAUAUUAAGGCAAGACUUGACUGACAUGCAACUAAUAAACCUGCACAAAAAGACAAGGUGGUAGCCCUAUAAUACAAGGUGUCUGUAAUAAUUAACUUUUUUCAUUCCUUUUCCAUUUGGUUGAUCACUCGUUGUCCUGAUAUUAUAAGAAGCUGCUAAAUACAACACACAACAUAUGCGAAAUGUAAAAAUGUAUCUCUGACUCAUAUUCUAAUUAAAUUUAAUUUAUAAAUAUACCAGUAAUUUAUUUAGUAUGCAUUUGUACAUUUUCAGUAGUAAUGAUCAUACUUUUCCUUCUUUUAGGGGCCAAGCUAUAUGUCAACUGAAAACCAUACAAACUUUCUUGGAAUUCCUAGUCAGCGAAGUAAGUACCACAACUAGAAAAUAAUAUUUAUUGUUAAUAAAAUCAAGAACAUACAAAUGUAUUCAAUUAAAAUAAUUGUACAGUAUACCUUAGGUGUAUUUACUUCAUAGAAAAUGUACAUUUACAAGUACUUCUGAUUUAUUUCUGCACAAAAAGUGAUAAUAAAUGAUAAUUAACAAGGAUAAUUAGAUUAUGAUAAUGCAAUCAUGUAGGUACAUGUACUAGCUUAAUUAAAACACACAUGUGUGAAAGGCAGUUUACAUAAUAUUGUAUGGUUAUGUCGUGUGAGUAAUUGUUCAAAGAACCUAGUAGUAUUUACAAUAUAACUGAAUGAAUCAGAAACUUUUAAUGGGAUUUGUUGGUACAUUGUGUGAUUUGCGUAAUUUGAUGAUGUCAUUAUAAUGGUUUCAAUAUAUAUUUUUUUACUUUUAGUGGAUACCUCAACAAAAACUGUUGGUUACAAGGAAGGUUCAGGUUUCACGCAUGCUUACAAUGAUGAACCAAUCACUUUUUACCCAAUGGAAGCUCAUGAGGGAAUAAGAGAUGUAGGAAGCUUUAAUAUCAUGCUCUCUAAUAAUUUAAGACCCAUUGAAUUGCAAUGGUAUAAUUAUCAAGUUCAAUAAAUUAAAGGAUCAAAAUUUUAAAAGUUAAAAAUCCCCAAAAGAUAAGAUUUUCCAGAGAUUUGCAUGAUCUCCAUGCAAUGUUCACUUUAAGUGAUUUUCUCAACAUGAUUGUUUAUCUUCACUGAAUACCUGAUUUAACCUUUAAAUUUUAUUCAACAGUCUGUGCUGGCCAGUACUAAAGUUUUAUAAUAAUUAAUAUUAUAUGUCAGAACCAAGUUGUUUGAAAGACAUUAGCAUAAAUCCAAGCAAUAAAUAUAAGGGGUGAGAAAGUCAGGUUAGCGAUAUCUAAGAGAUUAAAGUCUGUGAUUUAAUUAAAAAGAACCUCUCCAAAAAAAAACUGGGGAAAAGUAAUAAUUAUUGUACAUUGUAUGUUGCAGUUAAUUUUUUAUUGCAGGAAAUUUUUCUUUUUCCUUUGCUUUUGGGUAUGGUAAAAUUAAUAUAUACUUAUGAAGUUGAAACAAAGAAAAAAUUACCUGAGGUAAAAAAUUAACUACAACAUGCGCAUUAGAGUGUUAAAAAAGGAUAGAAGAAAUAAGUCACUGUUCAUUUAUCAAGACAUUUCUUUGAUGGUAAUGUUUGAUUUUCAGCCACGAUGGACUUAUAGGCCAACUGGAUCUAGUAUCAUGAAGAGGGAUUUCCUGCCAGUGGAAUAUCUUCAUGUAUGUGAAGCUGUAUGCAAUAUGUUAAAAACAUUACAAUGCAUUAUGUCCUGCACAGAUUUGACCCAAGUAGUGUGCAUUCAAUAAUUUUUUAGCCAAAUACUGCAAUUGUUUUGUUUUUAUCAAGGUCCUUUGUACAUGUACUUAUGAAAGCUUACAGUUGUUUGUAUCCAAGGAUUGAGUGGAUCUAAAGAUUUUAAAGGACAACCACAAAUUUACUUACUACUUUUUUACGUUGAUCUUUCAAGUUUUGACAGACAAGCCCGUGGUAAAGUGAUUGAAGACCAGGCUAUUGUGUUUAAGCAAUGCUACAGUGUAUAUCUUUUAAAAACUAAAAAUAAUAGUAAAACAAAGUAAAAAAUCUGCCAUCAUUGACAUUCUCUUUAUCACUUGAAUAUCACUUCAAAAGGGAAACGAGCAUCUUCCUGUUUUGUCUCAUGGAUCAGAAAGAAAUACAGGAUUUACUCAUGGCACAAAAGCAAGACCAGUUUUCUAUUCAAAAGUAGGGCAGGUGAGGUCCAUUUUAAGGGUAUUGUUCAUGAUCAGAUCUGGUUCAUGAUGUAAUUUUAGAAUAGUCUCCUGGACAUAGUUAUUGCUUCCUCUUGUGUAAUCACCCAUCAAAUGAAAGAAGCCACUGUGUUGGAGACAAUUGGCAAUGGAGAAAGAAAAAUUUCUGUUUCUGGUAUCUGGUACAUGUACAGUAAGUCUUGAUUUAUUGAUUUCUUGAGGCUGUGUUCCAAUGUUAACUCGCAUUUUACUCUGCAAAUAUUUCUAGCAGGCUCUGAAUACGGUCAAUCCUUCUUCAAGCGUGGGGGGGAGUACUUCGUAUGAUGGCCUAUAUGCUAUACAGGAGGGGGUCUACUGGAAACGGGUAUCUUUUUCAGGCUUCAGGUAUAUGACAGGGUAGGUAUUUUACUCGUUGAAGUAUAUAAAAAGGUAGGGAAAUCUGUGAUUUGGGUUGUGAAAGGGUGCAAAAGGGCUAACAGAUGGAUUUUAUGGCUUUAUAAAGUCGAGAAAACGUUCUGUUUUUUUGAUUGAUUCCUAUUUAAACGACAGUACAUUUACAGCAGUUAAAAGGGGUGCAAAGUUCUAAACAAGGUAUGUAAAAGGGGUACCACUUGUCAAUAGAAGGUAUUCUAAACUAGGGGUACCUUUUUCGUGAAAAAUGGUAAAAAGGGUAAGGGGUUGGACCUCGGGGCGGAGCCUCCCCGUAUAAACAUUUGUUGAGUACCUCUUGGGGUUCAAACCGCGCUCCUUCCAAAACAAAAACAACAAUAACAACAACUACAACCCUAUCACCAGCGAAAAUCAGUGCUGCCAUCCUUAGAGAGAGAAUGCGGAUAAAAAACUUGCACCUUCCCGAUGAAACUUACCGUCAGUGGAUUUCUUCACUUCAUUGUUCUUUUCAGGAAUACACUAAACUCGGCGAUGUCCAUCCUCGAGCCCAGGAGCGAAUAAAAAAGAUGGAUCCGGCUGAAUAUUCCAACAUGACGAACCCACACACUUUCUCCAGGUAUAAAUGAAGUUGAUUGUAUGAAAAUUGUGUCUUCCUACACAAGUAAUUCAGUCAGUUAUCAUUUGCGGUAAUCGCAGGAUUGGUUCAAAUAACAGCUUCGCAAUCUUGACCAAAAAAAUGCAUCUCUCCAUUCGUCCGGCAUUUUAUGGGGAGAGACUGGGUAUCCGCGCGAAAAUAAUCUCGUCCCCAGUCUCUGAGAUCUUCGGCUUCUUGGACGUGUAAAGCGUUUGAGUAGUCUGCUACACAGCCGUUUUAGUGAGUGCUGUGUAGCAGACCAGCGUUUGAGUGGAUUGCCAAAUUUCUUCAGUUCGUUCCGCAAACAAAUUCAUUGCCCAAGUUUGCACAGCCUUGCCCGCAUACAAACAAACAGAACCGCUCCGCAGGGGCGAAGAGAAACGCCACAUGAACGGUGUAUUCAAUUUAUAUCUAUUUUUCUGUACCUCCUUCAAUAACUCAAUGCCGGAUUAAUGCCGGCACCCGUAUCGUGCGCUUGUGGAAUAAUUGUGGAAUAGACAAAUACUAUACUAUUGCUGAAAUAUCAUGUUUUCUUUUCUUUAGCAUUGCCAAGCUAUCAUUUAAAGGCAAACAGAGAAAUGAUCCAACUGAAGCGGAAAGACUGGGUAACGUUUCCACUGGAACAAAGGUAAGUAAGUUUACUUUCAGAAAUUUGGAGGGGCGUAAGAAGGGUCAGCCAUCGGCUGCUCAUUUCUCCCAAAAGACAAACCCCGACAGAACUUGCAUUGGGUGCAGUAAUGAUUUCGCACUUGGGCACCCUUUGACAUUCUAGUCGUACUUCAGGAUGUUUGUCAGAUGAGCCUCGUUUAAUGGGCUUACCUUUUGCGAGUCUCUUGUAACUCAGUGGUAGAGCAGAAGGUCAUAGGUUCCUCUCCAGCUAGGAGAAACCGGACUUUUCCUCUUUGAAUUGCCUAUGUCACUGACUGAAUAAACGUCAUUCCCAAUAAAUUAGGUCAAUUAGCUACAAGCAUGAUUAAUAUUAAAGAGUGGUUCAGGGGCGGAUCCAGGAAUUUUUUUAGGAGGGGGUGCACUCGUCUCUUCCAAUAAACCACAUAGUUUUUUUGCAGAAUACCAGUUUCCCGCAGGUCAUCUCAUGCAAGCUCAGAUCCGCCCCUUUUGAUUGUAAUUUGAUAUGCAAGCUCAGCUUUGGAGGCUUUAACAAGCUUCUUUAAGCUAGUUCUUUUUACAGAAAACUGAAAAUUACUACCGACACACUUAUACUCGACAGACUAAAUUCUACCAUGAGUUUGCUAGAUAAAAAAAAUAAUAAUAACAACAACAUAAAAUGAAAUAGGAUAGUAGCGCAUCAACAGUAAAUGGUGGAUAUCUUGCUCAUUGCUUGCCGUAACACUUCAUCUCGUAACAUAUCCGGACGUACGGUUUCAAAAUCUGUAUUAAACGAGAUGUUAUGAACCUCUUAGUGUCGAGUCCUUAACAUUCCCUUACAAACUUCAACCUUACUUGCUUGAAUAUUUUAGGAACUAACUGGGUACAGUGAAAAUAACGACCAAUACUUUGAGACAGCGGAGACUGCGGACUCACUUAGAAGAUUUGAAACUCACUACAAUGCCAAGUAGGUAUUCAUUAUUUAGAGGAUGAUAAAACAUGAGUUCAUUAAAUUGGGAAGAGAACCUAUGCUACCUACUCUUUUCCCUCUUUCGCCAGACUGACUGCAAAAUAUUCGAUUUUUUUUCACAAAAUCGGCCUUUUUCAAGGCAGGGUGUGUAAGCGAAGAGGGGCGACACCUCUUUCGCGAGGCGACUUAUAGAGGUGAAAAAUAUUUGUGCUCGGUAUUACACUCUCCAUGCGUUUAGUAUACUUGUCGGUAUGCCUUUUGGGAGAACACUAAGGGACUCUACUGAUUAGAUAUUAACGUAUUUUCUACUUGCCAGCAACUUACUUGAAAAACCUUUGAACUGCUUAAGUGACACUAUCCCUAUGGCGAUAUCUAAUUUUGCUUUUGAAUAGACACUAUAACAUGAAUCCACGAGGCGAUGACAGGAUGGGUCGCACUGAGGGCAAUGUAUUUACUCAGCUACCAAAUGGUUUCACAAAAGGAACUAGCGUGCACACAAUGGGCCCUGAUAUCAACACUACAGCCGAACUACGCUGGCAGAAACCUUAUGUAGCCAGGUAUGAUAAUCACAUUCAUUGCUUUAAUAGGUCUAGUGUUACAUUGUAGCUGGCGUAAAAACUCUGCCUCUAGUAACUGUAUGGUACCGUUGUAUUCUUGCAUUAUAAUUGUAAAUUUCUUCUGUUCUAUUUUGUGGGAGGCCUGUUUUAAGAAUUAAGGUUUCUUUUCCUGCUUUCUCGCCACUUUCUGUUCUUGCAUGUAACCUUUUAUUUAUCGUCCUUUGCCAGGCUCUCCGCAGAUACAGUGUAGUAGGGGCGUCGCGAAAAUAAAACAGCAAAGCAAAAAUUGGAAAAAAAAAGGGUGAUCCGGUAAAGGGGUCUCUCUCCUCACCCCCCGUGCAUUUUUCGCUUUCACUUUUUACCUUUUUACUGCACGGCUGCACAUUACUACAUUGGAGCCUGAAACAGGCUACAACUGCCUAGUACUCCAAAUCCUACUUUUGUAAAUUUUUUUUUAUUUUUAUUUCAGGAGUAUUAAAGCUAGAGAUCCGUACUAUGAUGACCACACCCAUGAUGCCAAACUGCACACGGCUGUUGCAAUAACUGCUUAAUCAGCUGGAAAAAAGGAAAGUGAAUUGGAACAAAUCUGAUCAGGAUUCGCCGUGAAACGAUCUUAGCAGAGCUGCUUCGAUUCUAGACUUUGCCGUAAUUUCAUUGUUUACUCUACAAAAAUCUAAAGGGAACGAAAAAGUGUCACUACCCUCAUUUAUCAGUGGUGCUUUAUAUUGAUGACUUCCUGUAUGUUUUUUUUUUUUAAUUUUAAAGUAAGUAAGACUUGUACCUUUCGACGCAAAUAAAGCGUCUCUCAUGGCAGGACAUGUUUGAUUUAGUAUACUAGUAAAGAGGCUGGGAAAAAUCAUUGCUUGCAACAUUUACGUACUGUAAAAAAAAAUGGUUUCUGGAAUCCUGUUACUUCAGUCACAUUACGUGAAGAUGACUGUCCUGAGUGAUAAAAUAGCUUUCGACGAACAACUGAUUCCUUCUUGUAUUAAUAGAGAAAACAAGG